Molecule: messenger RNA, 3054 nt
Organism: Sceloporus undulatus (fence lizard)
Lineage: Eukaryota; Metazoa; Chordata; Lepidosauria; Squamata; Phrynosomatidae
Product: ectonucleoside triphosphate diphosphohydrolase 5-like
Exons: 6
Coding region: 1-585 (194 amino acids)
Biological process (GO): nucleoside diphosphate catabolic process
Cellular component (GO): membrane
Molecular function (GO): UDP phosphatase activity; GDP phosphatase activity
Source: RefSeq, a predicted model, not a curated record
AUGGGAGCCGUGGGAUAUGGAAGGUGUAAUGAAAUCAAAGCAAGGUCCAAAACACUUUUAUUUGAAGCAAAGAAUGAAAAGGGAUAUCCUUCCCCAUUCCAGAAGCCACUGGAUUUGGCAGUUGAAUUUCCUUAUUUCAUUGGUGGGUUUACGUUGGCAGGGAAACAGGAUUUGAAACAUGUUACUCUUUUGGAAAAAAGGGUUUUUGCUGAAAGGUUUGUACAAGGCAAACUAUCACCAACACAAGAAAUUCGAAAGAAGCUCCCCCCGCCCCUUCGAUGCCUUGUCCUAUUAUUAUAUCGGGCUGUGGACAGUGAUUUGAUAGAGUAUGAAAAAGGUGGAGUUUUACAAGUGAAAGAUUUUGAAAGAAAAGCCAAAGAAGUGUGUGACAAUCUGGAUAGCUACAGCUCUGCCAGCCCUUUUCUGUGUAUGGAUCUCAGUUACAUUACAGCAUUAUUAAAAGAAGGUUUUGGAUUUGGAGAAAGUACAAUUUUACAGUUGGCAAAGAAAGUGAACAACAUUGAAACAAGCUGGGCUUUGGGUGCUACCUUUCACCUUCUUCAGUCCUUAGGACUCUCCCAUUAAGAAGAUGUCGCCUGUUGGAUGUUUGGUUUUUUUUUUUAAACAAUGGCAAUUCUGAUGAACUUACAGCCAAAUAUAGACCAAAGCAGAGGAUUCAGAUACCUUUACAAGUGGUUUUGUUCACUUCUGAGCUGCAACGAAACAGGGACUUUUAAGGUUGUAUGUGAUGCCACAGGGCCUUAAAACCAAUACUAUGGAAGGAGCCUAAGUACCUCUUUCAUCGAGUCAUUAACAAAUAUUUGCUGCUGUGGUUCUUGGACUACAGCUCUCAGAUCUCCCAACCAGAAUGGCCACUGGUUGGGCCUACUGGAUAUUAGUUCAAAAAAGUAAUCUUUCUGAACUUGGACACAAUGGUAUCAUAUAAAUGAAAGGUACUUGGCCUAAAGCACUGGGAGUUAUAGUCCCAAAAUGUUAAAGUUUCCGAGCUGUGCAAUACAUCCAAAAUACUGGUUUUACUUUACACUUUUUUACAGGAUUUCUUGGACAUGAAACUGUUAAUGGUGCAAAUCUAGAUAGAAGCUUAGCUGAAUGAGUUGUUUUUAAACAACAUAACUGAAGUGUGCUAUUUAUUUUCCCUGUAGUCUUUUUGACAGUCUAGAAGGUAAGCUUUUACGUUAGCUGGUUCUUAACAAGUGCUAUGCAAAAGUGUUAUAGGACUUUGAGCUUUUGGUUGAGCUAUAGGAAAAGAUAGUCACUGAAAUUGACUUGUUAACCUCUAUAGCUCCCUGGUACAAGUCAUAGUGGAGAGAAAGCUUUAAGAAUUCUGUUAAGAAAUGUUCCAUAUGUCUCCCUUUCACUUCUAUAAAGUAAAACCUACCCUAGACAAAGAAUCUCUUGGAGAUUAAGCCACAACCCCUUUGUCUAAUUCCAGAAUUAUUUAGCAUAAAUUGUCUAGGUACCCUAAGCAUCCAGUUGAAUAGGAAGAGACUUUGAUUUACUUCACAGCUAUCGCCCCCAAAAAUCUACAUCAGAGUGGUGCAGUUCACUGGAUUCUAAAAUGUAGUUAUAGAUGUUCAGUCUAAUGCGCUGUUUCUUAGAAAAAUCCUUAAGAAUCCAUUUUACCAGGACAUCUCCUCAAACUCCACAAAUAUAAAUCAGUGUCAUUAUGCAAUAACUAAAUGUUCCAUUUUGGGACUGUUCAGAUACACCAGUAUGAUAUUAAUAUCUGCUAAAGAGCAUUUGCACAAAAAUGUGAAGAUGUAGUGAUAACCAAUACUAGUCUACAUUUUUGCCCAAGUGCUCUUACUGUAUGUUGAAUGCUAUAUUGGUAGUGUCUACAUAAUACAAUGCAGUCCUAUGCUUGUUUAACCUGAAAUAGGUUUAGCAUUCAGUGGGGCUUACUUCCAAGUGAGUACACAUAGGCUUGUACCUUUGUUUGGUGCCUUGAAUAGGACAUUACUCUGCCUGUUUCAUAUUGGAUUAUGAUUCAAGUCUUAAAUUUAUACUGUCCCAUCUGUUUUUAGAUAUUAGUAUUACAGUGAUUCAGGGCCCUUUUUUUUUUACACCAGAAUGUGCAAGACAGAGCUGUUUCUCCUGCUCUUAUUUUCUAGUCUACUGUGGUAGUAAAGAGGUUGGCAAAUUGGAAGUAUGCUGUUUGCUCAUAGAGCAACACUGUUUUGUUAAAACACAUCAUAACGUCAUCCUCUCCAUAACCUCAUCUGUAAACUCAGGCACAUAUUUCAGCUUUUGAGCAAUGUACCAAAGUUAAUCUAAGUUUGGCAAAUUCAGGGCCUUUAUCAAGUUAUGUAGCAAGUAUUUCAAUAUAUGAGUAACCUCUAUUGCUAAUUAAGAGACCACGUCUAUAUUCAUUAUUCAAACAAAUUUGAACAACAAUGCAAAAUCAACAGUUGUUUUUCGCCCCAGUCAACCCAAUUAUUUAUGCAAAUGUCUUGCUUCCUUAAGUACUUGCACCUUUUCCAGUGGAAGGAGAUAAUACACUUUCGUUUAAUGAGCUACACCGAAUGGCCUUAUUGAAAAGUGUCUAUCCUAUAUGAUUGGUGCAGGAAGAGUUAACGAAGCAAACACCUUGAAGCAUUAAAUUAAAUAUUUUCCCUUAAAAAUCAGAAGUGAAAGCAAAUAUUUGGUGUUUUGUUAGCCUAAAGUAUGUACUUAUUGCUGGUACAGUAGCUUGAAAGGACAUUUAUUGUGGUUUAGCUUAAAUCUGUUAAAUGAAAUUAAGCUAAACUAUAAGCAGACUGAGCCCCUCCUCUUAAAUAAAUGUCCACAUAUGUAGCACUGUGGGGCAAGUUGUGUACUGAUAAACUUUAGAAUAUCAUUCCAUUCAUAUGUUGUUCUGAAAUUAGUUAAUUGUAAGAGGAUGACCUAAAUGUCCUUAUACAUUAGCGGUGUUCAUGUUACUUAGUGCUGUAAUGCAGUUAAGUGGAUACUGUCAGGUGCAGCUAUAUGGUACAUGAAUAAGACAGGACAAUUUUGAAUGUCUAUUUUAGUAAUUAAAAUAAAAUUUUAACAAUG